UGUUAUUCUUACUAAUACUCGGUUUUUUUGAGACACACGUCCGAGGGUGGAAAAGCCUCUUUUCACCUCUGCAAGAGUUGAUUUUCUCGUAGAAAGCUCCCAGUCCUUCUAUAUACCUUACGACACGGAACGCCAAGAUGGGUUUUUGGGGCAGAAAUACUUUUAAAGUGAAAGGAAAGAACGUUAUUGUAACGGGAGGAUCUCAAGGACUUGGAAAAGCAAUUGCAAAGGAAUUGGUUCUUCGUGGUGCAAACGUUCAUAUUGUUGCUCGAACAAUUUCAACAUUACAACAAGCCGCGGAUGAAUUGAAGCAGUUCACGGUUCUUCCCGACCAAGUUGUUGCCUUUGAAAGCGUGGAUUUGACGAAUAAAUAUGCUGUAAAAGAGUACAUUGACAAUUUGCCUUUCUGCCCUGAUCAUGUCCUGAGCGUCGCAGGAUCGUCGAAACCCGGCUUCUUUGCUGAAAUGGAUUUGGAAACAUUCGAGAAACAAAUGCUCCAAAACUAUUUCAGUACCGUGUAUGUGUGUCAUGCUGUCAUCAAUCGGAUGCGCAAAUGCCCAGUCCCAUACAACAGACGUAUUCUUCUUACUUCCUCUAUCACAAGCGUCUUGCCCAUAGCUGGAUAUUCUGCUUAUUCACCUGCAAAGGCCGCUAUGCGUGCUCUCGCAGAUACUCUUCGACAAGAAUGCAUCAUGUACGACAUUGAAGUCUGCAUUUACCUUCCUGCCUCUAUUUCUUCCCCGGGUUUUGAAGAAGAAAAUAGAAUUAAGCCCGAACUCUGUAAGAUUCUGGAAGACAGAGACCCCGUUGCAACUCCUGAAGAAGCUGCUCGUCGCUGCAUGUCUGGUUUGGACCAUGGAGAUUUCCUUAUUACAAGCAAUUUAAUCGGCGAUUUGAUGAAAAAUCGUGUACGCGGUGCUAGUCCACAAGAUAAUUUGCUUCUUGAUACGAUUGGUACCGUAAUUUCCUUUUUCGGUUGGCCCCCUUUCAGACGUGAUUUGGACAGCUCCGUUUAUAAAUACGCAAUCGAACAUCAAAUGCGUUGUCCUAGAAUAGAGCGAUCCAACACAUUCCCCUCUCUCGCGGUGAUCCUCUUGCAUCUCGUUUUGAUUUACUUUUCGUUUCCAAACUUGGUGCAAUCUCCUGUCCCGACCUUAACGAAGAUGGUACCUUCCCUGUUCGCUCUUCAAUUGAUUCAGGUAUGGCUACAACGGCCAAAAGUGAAUGGAAUAUUACCUUCUAUGGCGACCGCUAUUCUAUCUUCUUUGGGUGGCAGUGUUCUUAUUCAACUCAUUGUUGUCGCUUUCGGUGCUCCAUUAAUGAAGAACUAUCUGAAGACAUUUCUGUGCUCGGUAAUCCUAUCACUCCUUACAGUUUUCCCAAUUUCCUUCUAUACACGUUUUGACUUCCGACGUUGGAGAAAUGUUCUCACUCUCCAAGGUCAAGAUUUUUGUGGAAGUUUGGUUUAUCGAGCAUGGGGAGUCGUGAUUGGAGCAUGGUUAGGCGCCAUUCCUAUUCCUUUGGAUUGGGAUCGUCCUUGGCAGGCUUGGCCUAUUACCGUGGUGACAGGCGCUUUUCUAGGAUAUGGCUUCGGGGGUCUUAUCGGUGAACUCUUGAAGUAAUCGACUCCAAUCACUUUGGAGAUGUGUUGCUGUUACCUUGCCGUCGGUAUCUGCUUUUUAUUUUGUUUAUACUUUUUAGCUGCCGAUAACAAGGUUAUGGAGCAUUUCCAGUAUGAAAAAUGUGAUUUUUUUUUAUUAGUUCAUUUCAGAUGUGGUUUCUGAAAAUGCCUUUAUGUUUACUGACUCGCUUUCUUCAUUUCUGCAAAUACUCUCGUCGGGACUGUGUCCUUCAGCAAACAAAGAAUCCUCGGCUAUAUAGGUUAGCAUUCUUACAGUCUGGGGAAAAUAUAGAAAAAAAACUAACAAACCUUUUUCAAUU
This is a messenger RNA of Schizosaccharomyces japonicus yFS275, 1941 nucleotides long. Its product is annotated as pig-F. Lineage: Eukaryota; Fungi; Ascomycota; Schizosaccharomycetes; Schizosaccharomycetales; Schizosaccharomycetaceae. Gene Ontology annotation, cellular component: endoplasmic reticulum membrane. Gene Ontology annotation, molecular function: 3-dehydrosphinganine reductase activity. The transcript has 2 exons. Gene Ontology annotation, biological process: GPI anchor biosynthetic process; sphingolipid biosynthetic process. The coding region runs from base 138 to 1622 and encodes 494 amino acids. The record is from RefSeq and is a predicted model, not a curated record.